AAGAUUGGGAGAACGAGUUUCUUCCUUCAGGCUUUACAAAAUAUACAUUUAUUAGCAAUGGAAAAGAUUCAGUUAAUGAAUUACAUGAAAAAGCAAAUGAUCUAGAAUACCUAAUGAAUUUCUGUGGAAGAAAAUUAACUUAUUUAAAUGUAAAAAAGUAUCCUAUUUCUCAAAUAAUGCCAAUAAUCAAUGCUAAUUGUCCAAAUCUUGAGACCCUUUAUAUUAAAUUCAAAGAAAUAAUGAGUCAAGAUUUUGAAAAUUGUUUUUCUAAUAUGUUUCACCUUAAAACACUGACGAUUGUUUGGGAAUGUAAAAAUUCAACUCUACCAAUGACUUUAGCCAAGUCAUUUGAAAAAAUUCGUAAAACCUUGAGAGUUUUAUAUCUUCUAUGUACUUUAGAAAGAAGUGAUAUUUUCUCACCAGAUUCAUUGGCUUUGGUAUUUCCUCGACUAACCGGUUUGAAUUGUUUAACUAUACGUAAUUUUGAACUAAGUCAACUUUUCCUCCAGUCGAUAGGUGAAAUAAAAAAUUUGGCUGAUCUAAGAUUACACCCAUUUUGGCCGAAAAAACAUCCUAUGUUUGAUACAAAAAUCAAUAUGUAUCCAAUUGGGAAUUUACAAAAUCUCGAGAAGUUACGGAUUGAUUGUGAUUAUGGUGUUGAAGAUGAAUUUUUGACUAAUCUUUGUAAUAAUGCUAAAAAACUAAGGAAUUUACAAAUAGUUGGCACACAUAUAACUGAUAUUGGUAUGAGAGCAAUUGAUAAUUUACAAGAAUUAGUAAAUUUUAAUCUUGGUUUGCGAACAGAAACAAAUGAAUUAAUCACUGAUGAAUCAAUUCAAUGUUUAUUCAAUAAAAAAUUGACGUUCAUAAAGAUAUUAAAUUGCAUUAAAAUCACUGAUAAAGGGGUAUCUAAACUUGUUGAAAAUUUACCAAAUUUAUAUAGUUUAUAUAUUACAAAUACUGAUGGAACUGUCAUUAGAAUAUAUAAAUUAAAAAAUCAUGGUGAAAAACCACUAAUUGUAUAUGAUGAUAAGCCAUGUGGUGACUAUUAUUAAAUAAUCAGUGGAAUCAAAUAUUUUUUUUUUUUCAUAGUCUAUAGAGUUGAAUAAAUAAAGAAACUAUUAUAUUAAAUUAAUAAAUAACAAUAAAAAAUGUAUUAAUUUAAA
Aphidius gifuensis is the source of this 1166-nucleotide messenger RNA. RefSeq lists its product as uncharacterized. Gene Ontology annotation, cellular component: SCF ubiquitin ligase complex. The record is from RefSeq and is a predicted model, not a curated record. The transcript has 2 exons. Lineage: Eukaryota; Metazoa; Arthropoda; Insecta; Hymenoptera; Braconidae. Gene Ontology annotation, biological process: SCF-dependent proteasomal ubiquitin-dependent protein catabolic process. The coding region runs from base 114 to 1055 and encodes 313 amino acids.